UUGAUCAAACUUGACAGUUAGUGACACAAAGUGACAGUUAGUAUGUAUAGUUUGUGUCACUAGUCAAGUUUGACUGUCAAGUUUGAUCAAAUAACUGUAAAUUAUUUGAUGGUGAGAGGGGGCUCGAUUUGUACUGCGCGGCCGCGAACACUACUAUAGGCUGUUACUCAUCUCAUACCAUACUAAGGGAGAGAUUAAAUAUCCAGCAAACGACGGCACUGUUGCCAGAUUUAGUUUUUCCUUUUAGCGGGAAUUUUAAAAUUCGUCUGAUGCCACUUUGGUGUUAGAGUUCUGUAUUCUUAAAAUAACCUUACUUUUACAAUUAGGAUUAUUUUAUUUACAUCUAAAUAUUAAAACAAGUAUUGUUUAUUGUACUGUGUCAUAACUUAAAAUUCAUGUUGCAGUCUUUUGAAAAAAAAAAUGAAGCUCAAAAGAAAUAUACUUAAGGCGGCUGCACAAUUGACCGGGAACGGGAACGAGAACGGAAACAGGAACGAGAACGGAAACUGAAAGCAUCAGCAGAUUCACAAUUAAAUGGUAAACAGCUGUUUUGUGUCACUGUCACUUGUGCUAUUAAUUAUUUUUCUUCUCAAAAUAAAUUUUGUGGAACGAUCUUUUUCUAAUUGUAUUAAAAGAACAUGUCUGUUAACUCUAAAAAUAUGGAUUUAUUUGAUGACGAGCUUUUAUAAUAUUUUCGUUUUUUAUAAUCUUGGAACUAAUUUACACAAUAUGUGUGCAAUCGCAAAGGUUUGUCAGCAUAAAGAUAAAAAGCAUAUCAUUCAAAUAUUUAUAUUAUUAUUGUAUCUAAUUACCAAAAAUACCAAGUUUCUUGUAAAAGGUAUAUAUUAAAAUACCCUAAAUAAGGGUCACAAUACAAAACGUUUUCGGAUUAAGGAAUCCAUCAUCAGUGUUUAAAAGCCCUAAAAUUAAGUAUAACCUAAUUAAAUGAGAUAAAAGUUAAAAUUGACAGAGGUUUUCAAGAACAAGAGGUCAUACUUACAAAAUUUGCAUGCCUGAGCCACCAAAAUGUAUAGGGUAAAAACCCUUUAAAUGUAAAUAAUAAAGAUAUUUUACAUAUUUAUAUAAAAUUCAUCGGAUGUUAUAGAUAAACCUGGAUGUUACCCAGGGCAACACAGGACUCUCCCCACGUGGUUGGAACUUUUUUUUUUUUUUUGGAGAAAACCUCACAUAUUGGAUUUCAAUGGCCAACUGACAAGUGAAUUCAAGAGCAACCCGAAAUGACAUCAAGAACUGUCAAUGCAACCUAGUUGUAAUAUUACUUCAGCCACAACGUUAAAGAUUAAUUUAACGCUCGGUUCCACCAAGGUGAUCUAAGUAAAAUCUUACGUAAGUUUUGCUUAGUCAAAAAAAUUUCUUAGUUAAAAUUUGCGUUCCACCAUACAAGUUUUUACUUAACUUAGCCAAGAAAAAACUUAAAUUAUCAGAGAUACCAACUUUUCAAAACGGUCAAAAAUUCUUAACCUAUUGACACGUUUUUAAUGCAGAAACACAAAAAAAGAAGAAAAUUCGACAGUUAGUAAUGCGAAAACACCAAAAAAGAAGAAAAAUUGCGUCAUGUCAUGCUGUCUAUAAUCAAUGUCAUUUCAAUAUUUGUUAUGAUAGGUUUGUUCCAACAUGAACUUUUGGACGGCCCAAAAACCGUCACGAAACUGCUUGUACCGUUUGUUGUGCGCAUGUUCGUAAUUGUAUCGCCCAGUUAUCGUCCCAUGACGGUAAUCAUAUAUUUGUCAUUUUUGUUGGUGACAGCUUGUGUGCUUUUAGUCGAUCAAAGGCUCAAAAAAUUUAAAGAAUUAAAUCCUAGUGCUCAAGUCAGUCCAACCAGCACAUUAUGCAUUUGCCCGAUUACUGAAAUGAUCAUCACGAAACCGUCACCGAAAGAUCACAAUUCUUGUUGGAACAGUGGGAAGGACGAUCCGAUGACGAUCAUAUUUUUGUUGGAACGGAUUUUCUUUACUGCGCAGGAUCGUUACCGUUUCCUGACGGUUCUCGGUCGUGUUGGAACAAACCUGAUAUUGUACUUUUGCUUGCUCCUUUGUCCUUUGUUGUUUCGAAUUUAGUUUACUUGAUAAUUUAAUAUUAAUGUUUAUAUAAUAGUUUAGAGUUUAUAGUCAUUAAUUAGUUUAUUCUUAUUUUAGUUGUGAGUUUAAAUUUAAAAUAUAAUAGUUUAGUGUUAAUUAGUUGCUAGUGUAAAUAUUAGUUUUUAAAAGUUAGGUUAUAGUAACAGUAUUAAAAGUAUAUUGAUUAUGGAGAGAACCAGCAAAAGGGUAAACUUCUCUGCCCAAGAAAAGGAAGAGCUAAUCUUUUUAGUAUCUAAGUAUAGGGAAGUAAUUGAAAGUAAAAAAACCAAUGGUGUAUCUCCAAAAGAUAAAGAACAUACAUGGGAGCAAAUUCAUUUUGAAUUUAAUUCAAAAGGUUUAAACACCUUCAGAACAAAGGACCAAUUAAAGAAGUAUUGGGCCAAUAUCAAGCAACUAGAAAGGCAGGCGGCAGCGAGCCUAAAAAUAAAUAGAUUGGGAACAGGAGGAGGGCCAUUCCAGCCACAGAAUGAGCCAGACGAAAAUGUUCUCGAUAUAAUCAAUGCAAAAACUGUCAGUGGUUUAGACAAUGAAUUUGACGAUGAAAUUUUAUUGGAGCAAAAUCUUCCUAUAAUAUUAGAGACAGAAAAUCAAAACACAGAAUAUACACAGAUUAGUUCUGGAUAUGUUGCAUCUGUAAUAAAACCAAAAACAGAUAAUAUUUUAAAUUGCAAGGAGGUAACAGUGAUUUGCAACGAUUCACAACCAGGUACUUCCAGAAGCAACAAUUCAUCCGAGUACCAGCCUUUGUCAAAGCGACAAAAAAUUAAUUCACAAACUUAGGUUACGCCACCAUAUGUCGAACCCGCAGUUCCACCAAAACUAGAUGAAUUGAAGGCCCAGUUUCUGAGUAGCCAGAUUGAGGAACUGAAGGAGAAGGUGGAAAUGAGGAAACAAGAACGAUUAUUUCAAGGGCAACUCCAAGCUCUCCAGCUCAAGGAAAAACAAGCAGAAGUGGACAUUUUGUUACAAAAAAAAAGAAAACUUGAGCUGGAGAAUGACGCUCUAGAAAGGGAAAUUAAAAAAAAAUGUACAUAGAUAUUAAAAUAAAAAGUGAUUAUUAGAUUA
Molecule: messenger RNA, 3164 nt
Organism: Diabrotica virgifera virgifera (western corn rootworm)
Lineage: Eukaryota; Metazoa; Arthropoda; Insecta; Coleoptera; Chrysomelidae
Product: myb/SANT-like DNA-binding domain-containing protein 3
Exons: 3
Coding region: 2265-2879 (204 amino acids)
Cellular component (GO): nucleus
Source: RefSeq, a predicted model, not a curated record